AUAAUUGAGGUAUCACUCUCUCCUGAAAAAUACGUCUCAUUUCCUUCAAGAGUGACCUUCUUUUGGGCUACAAAAUUGAUCAUAACUGGUUAUCGAAAUACCUUGCAAUUGGGUCAUCUGUGGGCUUUGGAUUCAAAGUACCUCGCAGCUAAUGUUGUUCCAGCCUUCCUGCGUAAUGUUUAUAAGCAUCUUCAUGUGGACAUAUCCGGAGAAUUAGAUGGGUAA
Molecule: messenger RNA, 225 nt
Organism: Rodentolepis nana
Lineage: Eukaryota; Metazoa; Platyhelminthes; Cestoda; Cyclophyllidea; Hymenolepididae
Source: the annotation of a GenBank genome assembly